This is a messenger RNA of Agelaius phoeniceus (red-winged blackbird), 2007 nucleotides long. The record is from RefSeq and is a predicted model, not a curated record. NCBI's taxonomy places the organism in Eukaryota, Metazoa, Chordata, Aves, Passeriformes, Icteridae.
CCGUGAAGGGAAAGGCACAGUGAGGGGAAAAGCGCCGUGAGGAGGAAAAAGGCACCGUGAGGGCAAAGGCGCCCUGAGGGGACAGCGCCGUGAGGGAACGGUGCCGGUGCCGGUGCCGUGAGGGAACAGCUCCCUGAGGGGGAUGGCGGGAAUGGCGCUUCCAAGGAUUCCCUGGAAUUUUCCCGCUCUCUGCUGGCUCUUGGCCGUGCCUAUCUCCGGCUCCCUGGCCUUGGAAUGCCAGGAGCACCAAUACAGCUUCCAUGACAAAUGCUGCAGCGACUGUGCCCCAGGGGAGAGGAUGCGGAGUCGCUGCACGGCCUCGGCCGACACCGUGUGCUCGCCAUGCCAGGACGGAUAUUUCAGCUCCCAGCACCACCACGGCUUCUGCAAAAGCUGCACCAUCUGCAACGCCCGGAAGGGCAGCGUGGAGGUGAAGCCGUGUGAGAAAACCUCAGACAGGGUCUGUGCGUGCCAGGCCGGAUUCCAGCCUGCGGGGGCUGUUCCUGUGGGAAGGGAGUGCUCCCGAUGUCCUGAAGGGACUUUCUCCAGAGGAGGGAACAAGAACUGCCAGCCUUGGACCAACUGCAGCAGUGUUGGGAGGAUGACGCUCCGGGCUGGCACGGGCACAGAGGACGCCCAGUGCAGCAGCAAAAACGGGGAUCCCUCUCCUGUGGAAUUCCCAGAAAACAGGGAUCCCUCUCCCACGGGAUUCCCAGAAAACAGGGACCCCUCUCCCACGGGACUCCCUGAGAACAGCUCCAGGGCAGGCAGCCCCAGGGACAUCCCCGCGGUUUGUCGGGACCCCGGCGGUGCCACGGAGCCUGCGUGGGGCUCUUUAUCCCUGCUCCUGCUGUGCCUGCUCCUGCUGAUGGUGAGUGGAAUUUCCAUCCUGCUCCUGAUCAUCCAGGCAGCCCAGAAAAAAACCAGGAAUGGGCCUGGGAGGAGCACCCAGCACAAGGAGAGGAGCUGCAGGAUUCCCAUCCAGGAGGAGCAGAUCGAUUCCAACUCCAGCCUGAUCAAAAACUGACACCAGAACUCCCACCCUGGCCUGGUCCUGCUCUUCUGAGCCCAGGGAGCGCUGGGGAUAAUUAGGAUUUGCUUAAUUAGGAGUUAAUUGGAGGCUGGUUUAACUACUUGAUUAACUCAAGAUCUCCCUUUGGAAUUUGGGAGAAUUCCUGAGGAAAUUUUCUGUGGAUUUUUUUUCCCUUUGGGCAAAUCCUUGAGCUCUAAAAUCAGGAUUAAAUGGCAAAGCUGGGCUCUAAAAUCAGGAUUAAAUGGCAAAGCUGGGCUCUGAAAUCAGGAUUAAAUGGCAAAGCUGGGCUCUGAAAUCAGGAUUAAAUGGCAAAGCUGGGCUCUGAAAUCAGGAUUAAAUGGCAAAGCUGGGCUCUGAAAUCAGGAUUAAAUGGCAAAGCUGGGCUCUGAAAUCAGGAUUAAAUGGCAAAGCUGGGCUCUGAAAUCAGGAUUAAAUGGCAAAGCUGGGCUCUGAAAUCAAGAUCAAGUGGCAGAUCUGAGCUCUAAAAAAACCAAACCAGGAUCAAGUGACAAAGCUGAGUUCUAAAUCAGGAUUAAGUCAAUCCACACUUCACCAAAUGAAUUUUUCCUCUCUAAUUGCAUUCCCACAAAUUGGGACAGGAGAUUUUUUGGGAGCAAAUCCCAAACUCUGGAAUGUCUGGGAGGAGCCUGAAGUGUCCUUUUGCUGAAUUUGAAAUGUUUCCCUGGAAAUUCCAGAAAAAUUGAUUUUUUUAUCAUUUGGGAGAGAUUUUCCCUCCAACUAUCAGCAGAAAACUCCUCAAAAAAUGGGAAUUUUAAACCCAUAUCCCAAAAUAUCCCAAAACAUCCAGCAGGGAAUGGAUGCAGGGAUCCCAGAGGUGUUUAAAUCCAUGGAUUUGGAAGAUGUGGGAUUUUCUUUAUAUGUUAUACAUAUCCAAAGGGGUUUAUACAAUGUAUAGGAAGGUUUGUAUCGUGUACAAAGGGGCAUUUGGGGGAAUAAAAUUCUGGAAAAACAAA